AUGGUCUGCACAGGUGGAGCGCUUGGCAUUGCUGAUCACAUUUCUCUUUCCAUUCUCAGUUUCUUCGUACAUCGAUGCGGUAGAACAGCGCGAUGUGGAGCGGAGGGUCGAGCAAUUCUCUUCCUUGCACCAACCGAGGUCGCCUACGUGGACUUUCUUCGCAUCAACCAAAAUAAGUGGGACAUUUUGCAAAACGAUGAAGAGCUUCUCAAAGUAAACCGCAAACACACUGAACUUCAGAAGUCGGCAGACGUUACCCUUGUCGAAAAGGAUCUGUCCGAAUUGGUGGACGUCUCCAUUGCGAAGGAAUUAACGAGCGAAUCAAUUCGUGCACAAAUUCAUCAAAUUUGCAUCAAAGAUAGUCUUGGAGAGUUGGUUGAUAUGCCUGAAUAGCUGGAUUGGGGCUCGCUGGGCAAUGCUUACGGCUUAUUGCGACUGCCGCAAAUGCCGGAGCUUAAAGGUGCCACUAUCGACAGCUUUGUCCCCUCCAACAUCGACCUGACUAAACUCAAAUACAAAGAGAAAAGCGUUGCCAAGCAGCGCGAGUUGAAACGCAAAGCUCUGUUGGCGGAUCCAUCGCCAGGAUUCAAGAAGUUGACCUCUAGAGAAAAGGCGACAGCCAAAGAAUCUAAGCGUCCUGUGCGCCGCCAGAAAAAGGGACCUAAAGUGGGGCCUCCUGUGCCUUUUGCUCCUCCUGUUGCCGAUAUGUCAGACGUACGUACGAGUAAGCGUCGUUCCAGCGCUAUGGCAAUCGGUAGAGGCGAUGAUGAUGUCGAUGACGAUGACGACACAGAGUCCAUUUUAGAGGAGUACAGAAAGGUGAAGAAGCUGAAGGGUCGCAAAAUUACAGCGGCCGAGAUAGAGGAUUUGGAAGACGAAGAAAGCGACUUACAUUUGCCGCUUCGGGUGACCCACUCUCGAACUGAACCACCUCUGGGGAAGCCUGACACACAAGAAAAAGAGGAGGAAAGGUUGAAUGCAAUGGUGCACUCACUGAAACUGCCGUCCACUGUGCUCCAAGGCGGUAUGCAGGUUGAUGAGAAUGACGAGGAUGAGGAGGUAGGUUUGCAAAUAGAAAUGAAACUGCUUCAGUACUCUACGGAUUUGAAUGGCACAACUUCGACAUGGUAG
Molecule: messenger RNA, 1131 nt
Organism: Hydatigera taeniaeformis
Lineage: Eukaryota; Metazoa; Platyhelminthes; Cestoda; Cyclophyllidea; Taeniidae
Source: the annotation of a GenBank genome assembly